Messenger RNA from Moesziomyces aphidis, 2601 nucleotides. NCBI's taxonomy places the organism in Eukaryota, Fungi, Basidiomycota, Ustilaginomycetes, Ustilaginales, Ustilaginaceae. The record is from the annotation of a GenBank genome assembly.
AUGCUCGCUUCCACCACACUCGAGAUCGGCCAGAACAACACUGCUGUGGCAGUCACCAUGGACAAGACCGCCGAAUUUGCCAUCGUACCCAUGGAGGUUUCGGAUAGGAAUGCAACACAUGGCAGGAGCGAGCUUGAUCAGCGAUCGAUAGAAUGGCAUACGGGCGACUGGUACUCGUAUAUCGCUGCCUUCUCCAAGGAGGAUGCAGCCUCCGAUCGGCUCCCCGAAUCUCACCAUUUGUUACACCUGCACCAGGGCUCCUACAAGCUGCUUGUCCGCCCCAUGUACGAGAUCCGCAUCUUUGGAGAUCCGCGUAACAACGGCGAGCAGGAAUCUCCGCGGAUGGUCCUGGGUAUCGACAUGGCCGCUCGUGCUCUCGAUGAUGUGCCGAGAGACGAGGUAGUUGGGAUCCAUACGGAUCCACACCACAGCAAUGUCCCACACGUGGUCGGAGGAUGGCUCGCUGGAUGGGGCCUCUCCUUCGGUGUGCGCAACAUGCAUCCAACCGAGGCUUACACGCUAGAAAGCAUAGACAGCCUCAAACAACCAUCGAUCUCUGUCGAGCUUGGUAUCCCGCUGACAUUGUCGCCGAGCCAGACACUGGUUGUCCCCACCAAGCUGAAUCAAAGUGCACCGCUGGGUGCAAGCAUCACCAGCCUGGAUCUUUCUCUGACGCUGCGCUCGGCUGCAGGCGACACAAUCACCAAAGCGGUCUCCGUUCCGCUCAUCCACAAGGACGCCUUUUGGGAAGCAUCGAGCGACGAUCAAGAUCACCAUGCCUACAUGUACAGCUACCUCGCCCCUGACAAUACUGUGCAGCUAGCCGCAGCCACGCCGCCGAGGAAACCAGCAGCAACUUCCACAAACCAAAGCGCGCUUCCACCGUUGAUGCUGACGCUGCAUGGAGCUGGUGUGGACGUCCGCGAUUUGUUCUUCAGCAACAGCAUCAAGCGACAAGACGAGUGCUGGUCCAUCCUGCCCACUGGUCGCACGCCGUGGGGCUAUGACUGGCAGCUGGCGUCGUUCCAAGCAGCCGAUGCAGCCGUAGAUGCAUUCCACCAGCAUCUGUAUGGUCUGCCGCCGACAAUGUCGGAUGCAGAGCGGCAAAAGUGGCAAUUCGAUCCUCACAAGCUGUUCAUCAUGGGCCACUCGAACGGUGGACAGGGCGCGUGGUACCGUCUUUCGCGCUAUCCAGACCGUGUCAUCGCCGGUGUCGUGGCUGCGGCGUACACAAAGGUGUCGGACUACGUCUCGUUCGCCUGGAAGGUGGGUCGUCAUUACGCCGAUCCGGCACUGCACGGCGUGCUGCAUAGCUCGCUGAGCAUGUUCGAGAACGACCUGUUUGCAAGCAACCUGGCCGGCAUCGAUCUGCUAAUCAAGUACGGCUCUGCGGACGCUAAUGUGCCGCCAUGGAACUCGAAGGAUAUGGCGAUGCUCGUGGAUGGCUGGAACAAGAGGUCUGGUUUGCAGGGAAAGGUCAGGGUCUCGGAAGUUCCGGGCCGACCGCAUUGGUGGGACACGCUCUUCUCCGAGGACGACGUGCAGACUGCCAUCGAGGCUGCAUGUACAUCGAGCAAGAAUCCUGGGUACGCUAUGCCCGAAGCGCCGCAGAGCUUCACGCUCACUGUGGCCAACCCAGCCGAAGCGGGGCCGAAAGGUGGGUGGCAGAUCACCGAGGUCGAGGUGCCCGGUCGCCUCGCCAGGUUGCAGGUGCAAUACACGGCCGACGAGUCUUCGGAGGAUGCUGUCGCAGGUAUUGGGCAUGUCAAGCUGCACGCCAGCAACGCCAAAAAGUUCCACGUGCAGCUCGAUGCACUGCAAAGCUCAACGGUCGCCACAUUUGGGAAUGCGAGCGCCGUGCGCGUCACCUUGAACGGUCAGACGUCGAAUGUGGACAUUGAAGGUGCACGUACACUCGCAUUCGAAGCUGGACCCAGUGGAGAAUGGCAAGUCCUGGCUUCGGAAACAAGGUCGAUCGAUGCACCGGCGGCGCGACCCAUCGGCCCGCUGUUGCGCAUUGUCUCCACUGCGGGGCCGAUGGUGCUGGUAGUGCCCUCGGAAGGACCUGUGACGGAGGUGUCCAUGUGGAAGCGUGUUGCGCAGCGUUUUGCAGCGGAUCUACUCCUGUACGCCGGGAUCAACUCGCAGCUGGUGCCCGACGCCAAUUCUGCCGCACUCGUAGAGGCAUGGCUCAAAGGUCAUCUGGGCAACGUAGUCGCAUUCGGCGGUCCGCACAUCAACAGCUACUCGCGCACAAUCUACUACGAUUGGCCCACGAAGCAUCCGAUCCACUUUGUCGAUCCCGAGUCCUCGGCUCAAUUCCGGAUCCAAGGUCGCCACUUCUAUGAAAAUGGCACGGCCCUGCUGACGCUUGCGCCUCAUCCGGAGCUGCGCAACGGCCUCGCGAUGGUAGUGCACGGCAUUGGAAUAGAGGGCAUUAGCCGCGCUGCGCGACUGCUGCCAACACGAACUGCAACGAUGAUUCCCGAGUGGAUCGUCGUCGAUUCCACCGCCGAGUGGAUGGGCGAGGGCGGAGUUCAGGCUGCAGGCUGGUACGACGCCGACUGGGGCUGGUCCGAAGGCAUGUCGUAUGUCCAGUGA